Labrus bergylta (ballan wrasse) is the source of this 780-nucleotide messenger RNA. The record is from RefSeq and is a predicted model, not a curated record. NCBI's taxonomy places the organism in Eukaryota, Metazoa, Chordata, Actinopteri, Labriformes, Labridae.
AUGGCAAAACCUGAAGAGGUACCAGGAAACCAGCCUCAAAGCAAGUAUGAUCCUUCUCUAGGCACUCAGCUCCACAACAUUGGCAGCAGUAAAGUCCUCCUGCCCAGCAGAAACAGGAAAUAUAUCCAGUCUAACACGAAGCCCAGAACGUCCCAAAACCCCAUCCCUGCCAGGGGGAGAACCAACACUGACGAAAGAACAGAUGUACCACGGUGUCCAAGGUCAGCCGAUCAAUCUGCGGUGAUCGACUCUAACUAUUGGUCCCAAAACAAGCAAGAUCUGGUCCAUCAAGUGACCACCCAGCAAGGACCCCAGCAGACGGUCAUUCAACCAACAGGAGAGUCUCAUAGCCGAGUCAGACUGUUUUCUGGCCUUCAGGAAAGAUUCCCAAACGACCAGAAGCCCAAACAGCAGAACCUUCAGUACCCCAGCAUACAGUCUGAAACCGGAGGAGGAACCAGUCGGCCCUCCUUCCUCGGCGUAUCUGCUCAACACAUUUCAAACAGUCCUGAAAACCAACCAAACAAUCCCACCAGGAGCUCGGAGAGGAGACCUGCUGCAGGGGCAGCCGGGGUUACUGGUUCCAACAUGGGUUUGAAUGGUUCUAGUGGUUCAGGAUCACAUCAGAAGAUCCACACCAGUUCUGACUGCAGCCGGCACAGCCAGUACGGAUCCAGUGUUCACAACGGCAUCAUGAGAGGUAAACAGAUCAGCUGAUGAAGAACAGGAACCUCUGUCUGCAGAGUCUGAUUUAAUAAAGCUUCUGUUUGUAUAAGACCU